GAAUCCCUCCGUCGAAGACUUGACGAUCUUAAGGAUACAAUUAUUGACUAGCUUGAAAGCGAUGGCUAAAUAGUAAACAGCCGAAGAAUCCCAGAAAGGACCCCUCAGCGUCGCUGGGAGGGAAACGACCAGGCCGCGAAAUCCCCCGGCCGGUGACUUCGAGAUGCCAGCCACAAGCGACAAAAUCACUGUUGAUAAUCUCUAUCAUGUCGGGUUACUGGAGCUAACUUUUCGUUCGGGGCAGGGAAUUUCAGCCACUCAGCGAGGGGCAACCAACUAGCUGGUUGCUCUCUCGUUUUUUGAGCGUACGCACAAUAUGCUGCUUCAACUACGGAGUACUGGCCAUUUAUUUCCCGUAGCAAGUCGUCAUCGAUCAUUGCUCAAGUGCGGCUUGGGUGCAAGGAAGAAUCCUGCAGUUGGCUUGCUCAAAAUGAGUAUCUCUUUUCCUUUCACAACUGCUCUCUCACUUACCGAACGCUCCCGAGUCACGAACUGAUGAAUGAACGGUAUCUCAAAGGCGCAUUUCCUCUUAACUUGAUAAGACGCGCGUGAUAUGGAAUAUCACUCCCCAAGUGAUUUUUAUGAUUUUUAUACGAAUUGCUUUUUCUCCCAUUGGCUUGAACGCUUUUUUCACUAGUCAAUGUGGACGAAUAAUAUUCAGUCCUUCAACCCUCGCCUUGACAUUUUCCAAGAUUCUCGCCUCAUCCUUUCCGACCAACAGGGAGCGGAAAGCCGUCGGGACUCACCUUGCUUGCACCUUGCUAUGAACUAAGUUAGCUCCUGCUGGGAUACUUAUCCUGGGAGACACCAUUUCAUACUUUCUUGUUGGUGCCUCCUUAACCCCUCCCCGCGCAAAGUCCACUGGUGGACACAUGAGAUAGACAGAGAUUCAGAAAUUGAAAAGUCUUGCGAAUGCCUGCCAAAAUCUCACACCGAGAGGACCGGCUCACCCCCCUUUUCACUCACCCCCUCGAUAAAUGCGGGGUGCAGAAUACGACGGAACUGAUCGCAGUGAUCCACAGAUCAGAGGACUCGGGGUUCGGAAGGCGACGUCGCCAGAGGCUGAGGUGGGAAGCAAGAUCAACGGUGAUCAACUUUCCCAUAAAAAACGGUUUUGCGACUCAGACGAAGAGGGAUUUCGCGCAAACGGCUCUCGUAUGAUGUGUCUGUCUGACACUUUAUCAUUUUAAGCGGGGAAAACGCGGCUGACAUCCCUCCUCCAAAAACUCUAAUCCAGUCUGGACAGUUUUACUUACUUUUAUUACAUGAGAAAUCGAGGUCUUAUGGACCCACGAUGAAAUCAGAAUAAGCCUUAGUCGUGACGCUGGCGACAAACUGGCCGGAUCCCGCAACCCAGGCUAUCGGGUAUGGAGCCUUUUUGGUUUCAUUUUGUGUUCUGAGAUGGUCCAUAUCGAGCUCCGUCGGGUCAGAUCAUAGCGGAUGCAUGGCUGGAACAUUUUUUAUUUUGGCUUUUGGCGUUUUUUGGUUUCUGGCAAGGGAACCGCUCAGGAAGCGAGGGCAACACAAGCAUGGGCUUACCCUUUUGAUAAGGAUGUGGAAACUGUUGAGUGCGAAAGAAGAGCAAUAAUGUCUCUUCCGGGUCAUGGCGACUCCCGCAUAGAAGGAAGGAAGCGUAGCCUCACUAUGCAGGGAAAUGCAAGUCACCGUCCUGCAAUUUGUUUAUUUAUUCUUGUUCUGUGCGCUGUUUGUGAGAUGAGGAACUUAGUUUUCGGAGAGGAAAAUGACUUUUUGCUUGCUUGGUACUUUCUUUGCUAUUUCUAUCAUGAUCGUGAAGCGAAUCAAUCAACCUUCCAAACCUCUUGUCACGCAGAUGGUGGAUGCAUUUUUCUUAAUAUAUCUAUCUAUCUAUAUAUAAAAGUAUAAAAAUCAAAUUGGUAAUGAGCAC
Blastomyces gilchristii SLH14081 is the source of this 1906-nucleotide messenger RNA. RefSeq lists its product as uncharacterized. The record is from RefSeq and is a predicted model, not a curated record. Lineage: Eukaryota; Fungi; Ascomycota; Eurotiomycetes; Onygenales; Ajellomycetaceae. The transcript has a single exon. The coding region runs from base 1441 to 1884 and encodes 147 amino acids.